Amphiprion ocellaris (clown anemonefish) is the source of this 2090-nucleotide messenger RNA. RefSeq names its product serine/threonine-protein kinase H1 homolog. Lineage: Eukaryota; Metazoa; Chordata; Actinopteri; Pomacentridae. The record is from RefSeq and is a predicted model, not a curated record. Gene Ontology annotation, biological process: protein phosphorylation. Bases 1 to 534 code for a protein of 177 amino acids. Gene Ontology annotation, molecular function: ATP binding; protein kinase activity. The transcript is spliced from 2 exons.
AUGGUGCCGGCGACAGGUGGGGAGCUGUUGGACCGGGUCGUCAGCAGGGGUCACUUCACCGAGCAAGACGCCACCCAGGCUCUACAGAUGGUUCUGGCUGGGGUUGGAUACCUGCACAGCCUCGGUAUCACCCACAGAGACUUGAAACCUGAGAAUAUUCUGCACUACCACCCCGGAGCCGACUCCAGGUUGGUGGUGACUGACUUUGGAUUGGCUACUUUUGGCGGCACAAUCGCAGAAUCUGAGAUUUGUCAAACUGGAGAAGGCCGGUCGUGGUCUUUGAGCACCACCUGUGGAACCCCACAGUACAUGGCCCCUGAAGUGUUGCUGAGGAAAUGCUAUAUGUGUGUGGUGGACAUGUGGGCUGUGGGGGUAAUCACCUACAUCGUGCUGAGUGGAUGCAUGCCGUUUGAGGACGACAGCCGCACACGACUCUACAGGUCCAUUGUGAGAGGAAAAUACAGCUUCCAUGGAAAUGUAAGUUUGUUGGGCUUUUCAUGUGCAGACUGGAGUUUGGUUUGGUAUUUCUUGUAGCAAAUGGUAGCUCCAUCGACCAAAAUCAAUCAAUUCUCCUUGCAAAUAUGUACAAAUUGGACAAUUCUGAACAACACAUGAGAAAUCAACAUUGUAUUGUUAUAAUCUGCUAUCCUGCUUUCUCCCACCCUCCUCAUCCCCACUCUCACCCCAACCAGUGGAGGCAGAUGGCUGCCUUCCUUGAGCCUGGUUCUAUCAGAGUUUUUUUUGUCGCCCUCUCCAUUAAAGGGUUGUUUUUCUUUAGUUCCUUCCCGUCACCAACUGCUUGCUCAUAGGAGAUCUAAAGGAAAUUUUGGAUUGUUGGGUUCUCUGUUUAAAAUUCAUAAUCCAUAUCUUACUAUGUUAAGUGCAAUGGGAUGGCAUGCAUGUGAAUUGGUGCUAUUUACACUACCGUUCAAAAGUUUGGGGUCACCCAGACAAUUUCAUGUUUUCCAUGAAAACUCCCACUUUUCUCCAUGUGCUAACAUAACUGCACAAGGGUUUUCUAAUCAUCAAUUAGCCUUUCAGCACCAUUAGCUAACACAAUGUAGCAUUAGAACACAGGAGUGAUGGUUGCUGGAAAUGUUCCUCUGUAUCCCUAUGGAGAUAUUCCAUUAAAAAUCAGCCGUUUCCUGCUAGAAUAGUCAUUUACCACAUUAACAAUGUCUACACUGGAUUUCUGAUUAAUUUAAUGCUAUCUUCAUUGAAAAAAAAAAACUGCUUAGGACAUUUCUAAGUAACCCCAAAUUUUUGAAUGGUAGUGUAAAUACUACACAGUUAUAUUACCACUUCAUUGUGUUUUUGCAUUUUAUUAUCACCCAAUACCACCACAAUUUUAAUUAUCUAAAAUUUGUGAAAACCACAAGAGGCAAUGCUCAGCUAAAGAUAACACAAAAAUCCAGUGUUUUAGUGCAACACUUUGUAUCUCAAUUAUCCCAUUUGAGCAAGCUCUUUGGUAACAAUGGAAAGAAAUAAAGCUGCUUUUAACAGGAAGAAACGGACUCAGGAAGGGUGGCUACCUGCUUUAACUGGUUUGGGUGAGGGUAAAGACAAACAGACAAACAACAUAAAGGAAACAAUAAGCAUUGUGGAGAAUACUGGUGGCAGUAAAUGCAUAUCUGGAGCCAAAGAUACCAGCAGAGACGACAAAUACACAAAAGACAACGAGUAAGCAAGCCACAUCUCAAAGAUUUGCCCAAGUAUUUGGAGAACACAAUGUGCAAAUACUUGAAAUUAAUAAAUAAUUCUUACUAGAGCAGCCUUCACUACAUUGGCUGAUGCUAUGAUGUUCUCACUUGUACGAUCAGCCGUGAAAAAUUCAGUUUACAAACAGCCAAUUUUCAGUUGGAAUUAAUAAAGCGGACGAUGAGACUUUUUAACUCUGUCUGGCUGAAACACAAGUCUGUUGCAGCUGCAUAUCAUUCCACUUGCUCUGUUUCAACUUGCAUUUUUCACUCAGCUCUCAGAUGGCAAGCUUGAGAAAAAAUGAUGGAGUUACAUGUCAAGGGACCGGAUUGUGUCUUCAAACCCUCUUUUUCUCUGCUAAUUGAUAAAUUGAUGAAAAGUUACUGCAAUAU